CAACGAAGUCGUUGUGCAGUAGCAGCUGGAUAUGGCGGCGCUGCUCAGAGGGCUACGUGCUGGGAGGGUCCUACGGGCUCUUGGCAGCGGAAUGGUCACGCCCCAGUGCAGCCGCGUGCAGCGCGGCUUCCGUCAGGCUGCCCGACUGAGGUUGCAGGACGAGUCCAAAUCAGACCAACUAACCACCGCUGCAUCUUCCUCAUCCUCCUCCUCUUCCUCACCCUCUGUGGCUCACCAGGCUCAGUCAUCAGAGCAGGAAACAGCAUCCGCACAGAAAACGUCGGCACCUGAACAAACCAUGCCUGAAUCUGUGUCUGCACCGACACCUGAGGUGGAGGCAACUGCCCCCACACCUGAGGUGGAGGCUUCUGUUUCUGCACCUGUGCAAGGCGUGCCGGAAUCAGCUCCUAGUCCUGCGUCUACACCUGCGCAGGAGUUAUCUGAGUCUGCAUCUGGUCUGGAGGCAUCUGCGCAUACGCCCGAGUCAGAGGCAUCUGGGCAGGAAGUGUCCGAGUCUGCACCUGAGGAAGAGGGAUCUUCAUCUGAGGAUGAGGCGUCUGCCUCUGAGAAAGAGGCGUCUGCUCAAGCUGCACCUGAGGAAGAGGCGUCUGCGCAGGCAGCGUCUCCGCCCGAGCUGGAAACAUCUGCGCAGGCAGCGUCUGCGCCUGCGCCUGAGCUGGAAGCACCUGCGCAGGCGGAGUCUGCGUCUGAGCAGGAGGCUCCGGAGCCCGACCCCAGCGGCGCAGACGAGGGCGGGGAGGAGGAGGAGGGCGACGGCUACGAGACGGAGGAGGAGCUCCGGGCGCGAAUCCUCGCCACGGCGCUGGACUUCGUCCCGCAGCACGGCUGGUCGGCCGAGGCCAUCGCCGCCGCGGCGCAGGCCGUGGGUCUGUCUUCGGCGGCUUCCGGAAUGUUCACCAACGGGGCGGGAGACUUGGUGCUGCACUUCAUCUCCGACGGCAACGCCCAGCUGGCCAAGAUGCUGGCCGAACAUCACAACCAGGUCCAGCUGGGCCAGGCGGAACCGAAGGAAACGGCGGAGUUCCUGCGAUACGCCGUCGAGGCCCGCCUGAGGAUGCUCAUCCCCCACAUCGACACCUGGCCGCAGGCCAUGAGCAUCCUGCUGCUUCCUCAUAACAUCCCCGACAGCCUGAAGCACCUCUCCACCCUGAUAGACGACAUCUGGUACUACGCUGGGGACCGCUCCACAGACAUGAACUGGUACACGCGCCGCGCGGCUCUGACCGGGGUCUACAACACCACCGAGCUGGUGAUGCUGCAGGACUCCUCCCCCGACUUCCAGGACACCUGGGUCUUCCUCGACAAACGCAUCCAGGACAUCGUCAACAUGGCCAACACGGCCAAGCAGGUGCAGGCCACCGGUGAAGCAGUGGUGCAGGGAAUCAUGGGAGCUGCAGUCACGCUGUCGAACCUCGCAGGCAUGAACCAGCGGAGAUGAAGGCUCGUCACUCGAGCGAUCCUGUGCUCACAAAAGCAGCUGACACGCCUGUAGGGGAUGAGAUGCUGUUCCAGUGGCAUGUGGCUGUUUCACCCAGGCAAGGCGAUGUCUCUUUCACAGGCGACAGUGCCGAACGUACAGCCCCUCUCUGAUCUCCAGACUGAGUCAAGAGACCAUGCGGUUCCAGAACCAGAACCAGAACCAGAACACCUCCACUUCUUCCUUAACGCAAACGGCGAGAACAAGAGCAAGCACUGUGCUUGCAACUUUUUUGUGUGGCAGUUUUUUUGCCUUUCUCUAUAAAAAGCAUGGCAAUAAAGAAUACUAUAUAUCCUCA
Messenger RNA from Anguilla anguilla (European eel), 1796 nucleotides. Its product is annotated as ubiquinone biosynthesis protein COQ9-B, mitochondrial-like. Lineage: Eukaryota; Metazoa; Chordata; Actinopteri; Anguilliformes; Anguillidae. The coding region runs from base 32 to 1459 and encodes 475 amino acids. The record is from RefSeq and is a predicted model, not a curated record. Gene Ontology annotation, cellular component: mitochondrial inner membrane. The transcript is spliced from 10 exons. Gene Ontology annotation, molecular function: lipid binding. Gene Ontology annotation, biological process: ubiquinone biosynthetic process.